AUGCAGAAAACUCACGUCACGCAGAUACAGGUCCGAGUGGACUGUAAUGGAUGUGUGCAGAAGAUCAAGAAAGCUCUUAAAGGCAUUCUUGGUAUACAUGAUCUUCAUAUCGAUUUCAAUCAGCAAAAGCUAACAAUCACUGGGUGGGCAGAACCAGAAACUAUUGUCAAUGCAAUUAAGAAGACAAGGAAGAAAGCCAUCAUCUGCGCUGAUAUCGAACUGUCCCCUCCUCCGUCUCAACCAACAGAGUCAAAGCCGAAAGCUAAUCAUGCAACAGUCGACGAUGCAACACAACUGCCACCAGAAGCCUCUCCACCACCGCCUGAAGCAACACCACCAUGGCCACCCACAUCUACAGAGAACAAUUCAAGCCAGCAGUGGGAGAGAUACCCAGGAAGGAAAGAUGUAAGAGAGGUUCAUGUGAUUCACCACCAUCUGCCAAACUACCUCAACAGAGUAAAUUCUAGUCCAGUGUUUGUGACACACAGUUAUGAUUCUUACAUGCUUUCACAUUCUGUCAGUGAAUAUGAAUAUGUCAUGCCACCACCAGUGCACACACAUUACAAUCUUCUAGAAAAUUACGGCGGAAACGGUAUCAUCACAUCCAUGUUCAGCGAUGAUAAUCCGAAUGCAUGUUGUAUAGUAUAG
Messenger RNA from Arachis ipaensis, 648 nucleotides. RefSeq lists its product as uncharacterized. NCBI's taxonomy places the organism in Eukaryota, Viridiplantae, Streptophyta, Magnoliopsida, Fabales, Fabaceae. Gene Ontology annotation, molecular function: metal ion binding. The record is from RefSeq and is a predicted model, not a curated record.